AUGCCGAAUACCCCGGAUUGGGUCAAGGCCCUGCAGCCGUCCGGCCCUCAGGGCACCGAGCUCCUCGCUCAGGAGAGAGCCAAGUCCAACCUCGACGUCGAUCAGCUCGCGACCUUCAUGUUCACAAAGGAGGCUCUCCAGCGCAGCGAGACGAUACUGAACAUCCUCAAGAAGGACCCCGUCUUCGACAAGACGCAGAACUACUUCCGCGGCCGGGAAGCCCGGAUCGAGGCGGCACUGGCGAGGGGCAAGAGGCUCUUCCAGCUGACCAAGGAGCACAACUGGUCCGACGAGGACUACCAGGUCGCCAAUGACCUCAUCGCCGAGCCGACGCCCUAUGGGCUCCACGCGAGUAUGUUCCUCGUCACGUUGCGCGAGCAAGGCACCCCGGAGCAGCACAAGCUCUUCCUCGAGCCUGCGGAGAACUACGAGAUCCUUGGAUGCUAUGCCCAGACCGAACUCGGCCACGGCUCCAACGUGCGUGGCCUGGAGACGACGGCGACGUGGGACCCGUCCGACAAGACGUUUGUCCUGCACUCUCCGCAUCUGACCGCCUCCAAGUGGUGGAUCGGUUCCUUGGGCAAGACGGCCACCCACGCCGUCGUCAUGGCCCAGCUGAUCCUCAACGGCAAGCAGAUCGGCCCUCACCCCUUCGUCGUGCCCAUCCGCGACAAGAAGACCCACGAGCCUCUCCCGAACGUGCACGUCGGCGACAUCGGACCCAAGUUCGGCUACAACACCAUGGACAACGGCUUCCUGCUCCUGAACAACGUCAAGAUCCCGCACAACCACAUGCUCGCCCGCUUCUCGUCCAUCGACCCGAACACGAGCAGGUACAGCAGGCCGGCCAACCCCUCGCUGAUCUACGGCACCCUGACUUGGGUGCGAUCCAACAUCGUUCUCCAGUCCGGCUCCGUCCUCGCCAAGGGCGUCACCAUCGCCACCCGCUACUGCGCCGUCCGCCGCCAGUUCCAGGACCGUGACGCGCCGGCCAACGAGCCGGGCGAGAACCAGGUGCUCAACUACACCAUGGUGCAGAUCCGCCUGCUGCCCCUGCUGGCCGCGACCUUCGCCCUGCACUUCACCGGCCGCGGCAUGAUCAACCUGUACAACGAGAACAAGAAGCGGACGAGCGCCAACAACGUCGGCAAGCCCAGCGACGGGAACCGCAACCCCGGCCCCGAGGAGCUGAACCCCGGCACCGACCUCCUCGCCGACCUGCACGCCACCUCGUGCGCCCUCAAGGCCUACGGCUCGACCGUCGCCGGCGAGGGGCUUGAGGUCUGCCGGCGCGCCUGCGGCGGCCACGGCUACUCCUCCUUCAGCGGCAUCGGCUCGUGGUACGCCGACUACCUGCCGACCCUGACGUGGGAGGGCGACAACUACAUGCUCACGCAGCAGGUGUCCCGCUACCUUCUCAAGUCGGCGCGCUCCGUCCUCAAGGGGAACCACGGCAACAACGACACGACGCGCAUCCUGUCCGAGUUCCUCCGUCGCCGCGACAUCGGCGCCGCCUUCGACGUCCUCGGCUCCGACGAGGACCUCGUCGCCGCCUUCGCCUGGCGCGUGUCCUUUCUGACCUUCGAGGCCCUCCGCCACCGCGACGAGGACAAGCAGUCGUGGAACAGCCUGCUCGUCGACUUCUGGCGCCUCAGCACCGCCCACGCCCAGUACAUGGUCGUCAAGAACUUCCACCAGGCCCUCAACGACCGCGCCACGACCGACCAGCUCGACGCCGCCACCGUCGCCCUGCUGCACAAGCUCUUCCGCCUGUACGCCCUCCACACGCUCGAGCAGGAGGCCAGCGAGUUCUACAGCUCCGCCGCCGUCACCGUCCGUCAGAUCACGCUCGCCCGGACCAAGGCCGUCAUGACCCUGCUGGACGAGAUCCGCCCCCACGCCGUGCGCCUUGUCGACGCGUGGAAGUUCGACGACUGGGUCCUGGACAGCAGUCUGGGCCGCCACGACGGCAAGGUCUACGAGGACAUGUUCAAGCGCGCGAGCGAGGACAACCCGCUCAACAGCGUCGUCUUCGACCCGUACCCCAACAGCAAGGUGCUGUUCAAGAAGGACGAGAGGAAGGACCUGAGAAGCAAGUUGUAA
Colletotrichum higginsianum IMI 349063 is the source of this 2103-nucleotide messenger RNA. Its product is annotated as Acyl-coenzyme A oxidase. Gene Ontology annotation, cellular component: peroxisome. Gene Ontology annotation, molecular function: fatty acid binding; acyl-CoA oxidase activity; FAD binding. Gene Ontology annotation, biological process: fatty acid beta-oxidation using acyl-CoA oxidase; lipid homeostasis. The record is from RefSeq and is a predicted model, not a curated record. NCBI's taxonomy places the organism in Eukaryota, Fungi, Ascomycota, Sordariomycetes, Glomerellales, Glomerellaceae. The transcript has a single exon. The coding region runs from base 1 to 2103 and encodes 700 amino acids.